Messenger RNA from Aspergillus sclerotioniger CBS 115572, 1705 nucleotides. Its product is annotated as dolichyl-diphosphooligosaccharide--protein glycotransferase subunit OST1. The coding region runs from base 148 to 1665 and encodes 505 amino acids. Gene Ontology annotation, cellular component: oligosaccharyltransferase complex; membrane. The record is from RefSeq and is a predicted model, not a curated record. The transcript has 3 exons. Lineage: Eukaryota; Fungi; Ascomycota; Eurotiomycetes; Eurotiales; Aspergillaceae.
AUCAGCAUCUAGUCCGCGCGUCCUUCCCCCUCGCAAUUCCUCCGCCUCACACCCCCAUCCUUUCAUUUUUUACUUCUUCUAGGGACUAUCUCCUGGUGAGCGUAACUGGUCCUAGGCGCGGUCGUCGAGAGACCGCCCAUCGUCCCAAUGAGGCCUUUUACCGCACUCACUGCCCUGUGCGGGCUGUUCCUAUCCAGCACCAGCUUGGCCAAUGCUGAGUCGACAGCGCCUAGCUCGCGAGUGGCUCUUCCUCGCGAGUUCAAGGCCCCCCAAGUGUUCAAGAACGUAAAUCUCGUCCGGAACACCAAUCUGGAGAAGGGAUAUCUGCGUGAAACGGUCAAUGUGGUCGUCGAGAACGUGGACAAACAGCCGCAGAGCGACUACUACUUGUCCUUCCCAUCCAACCUCUACGACAAGGUCGGAGCGCUGGAAGUCCGCGACAAGUCGGCCCCGGAGCAGGGGAGAUUUGAUGUAGAAGCUACUGAGUUUGACUCGAACAGUGACUUCCAGUACUUUGUUGUACAUUUUCCCCAACCUCUGGCCCCUUCAUCGCAGAUCACUCUGGGAAUCUCCUACUCUGCUCUCAACAGCCUGAGCCCGCGUCCUGCAACCAUCAACCAGAAUGAUCGCCAGUACCUCGCCCACUCCUUCUCCGCCUACGCCCCCUCGGCUUAUACGACGGUAGCACAAAAGACCAAGCUCAAGUUCCCCAGCACGAACGUUCCCGAUUAUACAACCACUGAUCUCACCUCGGGCACGGAUCCGGAGCGCCAGGGUACCAGCUACACGUAUGGGCCCUACGACACGGCAAAUGUCGCCCCCGGGACGACCUACCCGAUCAGUGUCCGCUAUGAGUUCACCAAGCCCGUAUUAACUGCCUCGUUGCUGGAGCGGGACUUGGAAGUGUCCCACUGGGGCGGUAACCUGGCGACGGAAGAGCGCUACUGGCUGCGCAACAACGGCUCCCAGCUCACGAAUAACUUCAACCGCGUGGAGUGGACUCUCAGUACAUACCAGCAGUUACCGUCCUCCGCUAUUCGCGAGCUGAAGUACCCGCUGAAGCCCGGCUCCGUGGACCCGUAUUUUACCGACGACAUUGGCAACGUCUCCACGAGCCGUUACCGCCCCGGAAAGGUCCCGAAUCGAGAGGGAUCCUUGGAGCUUCGCCCCAGGUACCCGAUCUUCGGAGGAUGGAACUACAGCUUCCGUAUUGGGUGGAACAACGAGCUUUCCGCGUUUCUUCGCCGGGCUGUCACAGGCGCCGAUUCGUACGUGCUGAAGGUUCCCUUCAUCGAGGGACCCAAAGUUUCCGAGGGAAUCCAGUACGAGAAGGUCGUCGUGCGGGUGGUUCUCCCCGAAGGUGCCCGGAACGUCCAUUAUGAGCUUAUCGAGAAGGCCUCCAGCAAUGGUCUUCCCAGUGCCAGUCAGAUCGAGUCCCAACUGUCUAGCCACAAGACUUUCAUGGAUACCCUGGGACGCACGGCGCUGACAUUGACCGUGGAGGAUCUCACAGACGAGGCUCGUGACUCUCAAUUAGUGAUCACGUAUGAUUACUCCCUGUGGGAUGGACUGCGCAAGCCGGUAACCAUCACGGCUGGCCUGUUUACCGUAUUCGUUGCGGCGUGGGCUAUUGGAAACAUUGACGUGAGUAUCAAGAAGCGGUAGGUGGGAGGUGGAUGUAUCAUAUGUUUCAAUUAUACCAGAC